Pseudomassariella vexata is the source of this 565-nucleotide messenger RNA. RefSeq lists its product as uncharacterized. The transcript is spliced from 2 exons. NCBI's taxonomy places the organism in Eukaryota, Fungi, Ascomycota, Sordariomycetes, Amphisphaeriales, Pseudomassariaceae. The coding region runs from base 1 to 183 and encodes 60 amino acids. The record is from RefSeq and is a predicted model, not a curated record.
AUGAUGUCACUUCUGGCCCUUCGUCCAUCCCAGCUCAACCGUUCCUUCCCAUUUUCCAUUUCAAACAAUACUCGCUGGAAAGCUAGUUGGAGCAUUACCAAAAGCCAAAAUUUGAUUCUAGACUGUCGCGGUCCAAAGGCUUGGAACUGCCAUCCCCUGCAAGCUGUUAGCGCCAUCUGUUGAGGUGGCACAACCCUGGAAGCUUGAAAGCCUAGCCGACAGGGCCCGGCAGCUCGAUCGGAAUAACGCGACUGUGCUCAUCAGAUGAAUUUUCACGACGAGUCGUUUUUGUUGAAGCAAUUUGGCAGUGCAAACCGGCGGGAACUAUCAUUAUUAGCCUGAAGGCUAUGGUUUGAGUUCAUCGUUGUGGCUUUGGAAGCAUAGGAGCGGGAUCAAUUAUGUGUGUACACUUUCUUAAAUAUAUUCCACGUUUGUGUUUCAUCUAGUAAAUGUAACGGCCAAGGAGGCUGUGAUCCCACUAUUGAGUCGAUAUUGUGUUGUUAAAGUAUUGAGAUAUCUACUCACUUCCUAGCACCUCCAUACCAACAAACAAAUCAAAGUAGCC